This is a messenger RNA of Ananas comosus (pineapple), 1248 nucleotides long. Its product is annotated as probable indole-3-pyruvate monooxygenase YUCCA4. The coding region runs from base 1 to 1248 and encodes 415 amino acids. Lineage: Eukaryota; Viridiplantae; Streptophyta; Magnoliopsida; Poales; Bromeliaceae. The record is from RefSeq and is a predicted model, not a curated record. The transcript is spliced from 4 exons. Gene Ontology annotation, biological process: auxin biosynthetic process. Gene Ontology annotation, molecular function: N,N-dimethylaniline monooxygenase activity; NADP binding; flavin adenine dinucleotide binding.
AUGGGCUCCUCGCAAAAGCGCGUUUGGGUCCCGGGGCCUAUCAUAAUCGGCGCGGGGCCCUCGGGGCUCGCCGCAGCGGCGUGCCUCGCGGAGCUCGGCGUCCCCUCGACGGUGCUCGAGAAGUCGAGCUGCGUCGCGUCGCUGUGGCGCCACCGCACCUACGACCGCCUGAAGCUCCACCUCCCGAAGCGCUUCUGCGAGCUCCCGCUCAUGGGCUUCCCCGCGGGCUUCCCCAAGUACCCCACCAAGCACCAGUUCGUCGCCUACAUGGAGUCCUAUGCCGCCGCCUUCGGGAUCGCCCCGCGCUUCGGCGCCGAGGUGGUGCGCGCCGAGCGCGACGCCGCCGCGGGCGCGUGGCGCGUGACGACGCGCCUCGCCGCCGCGGGGCCGGGGCCGGGGGCGGAGGAGGAGGAGGAGGAGCUCGUGAGCAGGUGGGUGGUGGUGGCGACGGGCGAGAACGCCGAGCCCGUGGGCGCGGAGGUGAUCAGCGGGAUCGAGCGCUUCGCGGGGCGCGUCGUCCACACGAGCGCGUACAAAACCGGCGCCGAGUUCAGCGGCCAAAAGGUGUUGGUGGUGGGGUGCGGCAACUCCGGUAUGGAGGUGAGCUUGGACCUAUGUCGACACAAUGCCAAGCCCUCCAUGGUCGUCCGAAACUCGGUGCAUGUGCUUCCGAGGGAGAUGCUGGGGAUGUCGACGUUCGGGGUGGCGAUGGCGCUGCUGAAGUGGCUGCCGGUGCGGGUGGUGGACAGGCUGCUCCUGGCAGCCGCCCACAUGAUCCUGGGUGACACCGGCCGCCUCGGCCUGCGCCGGCCCAAGACCGGACCCAUCGAGCUCAAGAACCUAACCGGCAAGACCCCGGUCCUCGAUGUUGGUGCCCUCGACCAAAUCAAAUCCGGAAACAUAACGGUGGUGGGAGGAGUGAAGGAGAUAAUGAAGGGUGGGGCGAAGUUCGUGGACGGUAGAGAGGAGAAGUAUGACGCAAUCAUUCUGGCGACGGGGUACAAGAGUAACGUUCCCUCGUGGCUCAAGGAUGCUGACGAGCACUUCACAAAGGAGGGCAUCCCCAAGACUCCCUUCCCCAGCGGUUGGAAGGGGGACAAGGGGCUGUACUGCGUCGGCUUCACCCGCCGCGGCCUCCUCGGCACGUCCUCCGAUGCCGUCAACAUCGCCAACGACAUUUACCGGCAAUGGACGGAGCUGAGCGAUCAUUCGACCCCGCUCCACCACCUCUUUGACUUCAAAGUUUGA